UCAAAUGUUUUCAUUUCAGUCUAGGGUUAUCGAAGAGAGGUGAGAGUAUACUGUUGAGACAGGCUGGAAGAGAUACUGAACAAGUUACGAAGCUGUAAAGUUCUGAACUCUUAAGGAUUUCCAGUAUUUCCAACAAGGACUCAAAAUGAAAGUAUUUUUGAUUUCUGGCUGUUCCGACGGCACCGAAAGAACGGACGGUCUUCAUGUUAUGAGGCAACUACGUGCAAGAGGACAUGAAGUCACCCUUUUCGAUCUUUCCUUGCUGCCACUUGCCAAGUGCGAAAGCCUGUCUGAUGCAAGAGAAUUCAUUGGCAGGGAUAACCUGUUUAAAGCUGUAGAGAUGAUGAAACUGUCUGAUGCAAUAAUCACAGUGGCAAGCGAACUUGACAUGACCAUACCUCAGUUUUUACUUGAGCUGUUAGGUUUGGAGGCAAACAAAGAGAACAUUAGAAAUCACAGUGUAUGGAAUAACUGCGGGGUUUCCUGUACGGUAAUAGCAAAUGGAAAAAGGCGACAAAUAAUUGCAAAAGAACUUUGGGCGAUAUUAAAUUCCAGCCACGAUAGACUGGAUGUAUCGGAUUUCCUACCUUUUGGUAUGCCGAACUUUUAUCAUGUUGACCCAAAACUUGAAACAGCAGGACCUUGUGUUGUAUGAUGGUGUGAAAGCCUAUGUACUUUGCACUAAAUGCAAAUUAACGAAUAAAAAGUAACAGUGGAUUAUCAUUCGAAGUAUCUUCGGCUAAAUUUAAGUACAAUAUUUGUAGUUCUGUUCAUAUUAAUGUUACAUUUCAAUUUCAUGUUAUUGUUAAGUUUGCAUGAAUAUAAUAAAUGUUGGUUUACCAAUGCUAUUUAUGCCAAACCUUUUCUAGAGUAAAAUGUAAAAUGUUUGAUAACAUGAAUUUUAUCUCUACUGGAAGGUUUCUAUUAAAAAAAUUAGCUAAGUGCUUUUGAAUUAUACUAUUUUUAAAAAAAAUUCAUUUAAGCAUGAAACAUGUCUUUCUACUCUCCCGUCCAAUUGCCCAAAAAAUAAAUAAUGUAUUUACACAUUCAGUCUUCCUUUAUGCAGUUUAAUUAUUUUUAGAGUCUUUUGACGUUUCUUUCGUGUGGUGUUAUUUUUAAUAUUUGAGAAGUAUAUAUAAUGUGAAUAUGUUAAAGAUGUAAAUAUAUUAUUAGUUAGAUAAAAAGAAAACAGUAAUAGAAUUUAACAGAUUUAUAAAACCUUGCCUGUGUCUCUUUUUUAUUAUCUGUAUUGCUUUUAUCAGGGGUAUAUUCUGUACCAUCUAUCAUUACUGAAGUUGAGGAAAUUUUCAUAUAAAGGCUAGCAGUUGUACUGAGAGACUAGCAGCAUACAAAGUAAUUUGUAGUUAAACAAAGUAUGGGGUGAAUGGAUAAUCAUUUCUAUGGACUUAUCAGUGGGGAAAUAACUUGGGAGAAAAAAGAGUGAAGAAGAAACAAAUCAAUAAACGCCCAAAAAGGCACAGAAAUUUCACAUGUCAGAAAAAACCUGACAAGGAAAGGCAAAUAUUAACUUUCUGAUUAAAAAGAAAAUUAGUGUUUGAAGCAAACAAUGAAGAAAAGGUGCAGAGAUGCUUGCAGAUAGAGUUGUACUUUGCGUCUAUGUCUUUCAAUCUCUCAUGGGCCAUGUCUUGAUUUUUUGCAUUGAGAAUUCUAAUACUUUUGCAUCAUCCAAAGAUGCAACAGUAGUACAAUACAGGUUCAAGCCUUUAGGCAAUUGAAAAUUACUUGAAGGCAAUGAUUAAGUUUAGAUUGACACAGGCUUUAGGAUUUAACCAAUUCCACAGCACCAAGAUUGAACAGUCAAGAAUUCAAGAAUUGUUUUUAAAUACUACCAUAACCUGACAAUUUUGUUGACCAUAGUUCCUAAGUCUUUGUUUUUAGAUAAUGUGAACAAAUGGCGAGGGUCUCAAGCAUUGAAGAUCAAGUAUGGUUGACCAAGGACCUCAGGGGCAGAAGCGGACUGUCCCACAGGGACACCAGGAAAUUUCCCAGUGCACUCUCUGCCCAACUUAUUAAUCUCAAAUCAAAAACAUGAAAACUUUCCAAAGGCAACUAAUCUUUGCACAGAACUAGAAUUGAUUACAAUAAUCAAUUGUCCAAAGUACGUUCCUAUUAAAAGUUUAGCUUCACCUUUAAGUUGAGCAAUAUAAAGAUUGAUUGCAAAGUUUCCUAAUCUGCAAAUUCUGCAAGAUUUUCGAAAAAACUUGUAAAGAACAUAAUUUGCUUUGAAAAUGACUUUGAAAAAAGCAAAGAUUUCAAACAUACUAGAAGCUUUUUGUCUGAAACUCCUCAGAGUAUAAAACGUCUUGUAAUUUUGGUUAGCUUGUAAUUUUUUCAAGCAAGUGCACAAUACUUGAAUUAAUUCGUUUUCUGUUGAGGGGGUAGUAGGGAUUUCCACUAGCUAACUAGCAGACUAUUUGCCAAUUGACUGAUGACUAAUAAUUUUGUGAAACCAAUGACUUCUGACUAACCAUAUUAGUUUUUGACUUAUGGCUAAUCUUAUGGCUAAUGCCAAUUAAUCCUAGCCCCCUCAAUCUGUAAUCUGUUUCGAAGUCCUUGAAUGUGAAAAUUGAAUUGAAUUUUGAUGUUUUCAUUGCUACCAAUGACCCUCAAACCGCAAGACCUUCCAUUUGUAAAUGCAGAAAAGUAAAAAGGAACAUAUAAAGAAGCGCUUUUCCAAAGAAGAACGAGACAAACAAGUCAUAAAGUCAAACUACGAAAAUGAAAAUAUACGUAAGUAGUUCAAAUGAACAUUGAUUUUGAAUUGUCCUGUUUCUAUGGAAGAGUCGUACUGCGCAGGAGCGAGCGAGAGAUUUAUGCGGGAAGCGAUACAAGCAUGGCCGACGAAAAAGAUGGAGGUUCUGAUAUUUUGUCGAUGGUUGAUAUUCUCGAAGGAGGUAAAGCUUUAGAAGAUGAAGCCACUGCUGUACUUGGAGCGAGCGAUGAUCAGAACUGUACAUACCCACAGGGCUACGUAAAUCGUCAAGCUCUCUAUUCGUGCCUGUCGUGCGCCCCCGAAGAGGAUUCUCCGGCUGGUAUUUGCUUCGCAUGCUCUCUUCAUUGUCACGAUGGACACAAUUUAGUUGAACUUUACACUAAAAGGAAUUUCCGCUGCGAUUGUGGCAAUUCUGCUUUCACUGGGUCCACAUGCAAACUAUACUCGGAAAAAGACAAAAAGAACCACGGCAACACAUAUAACCAUAACUUCCAAGGCAAAUAUUGCACUUGUGGAAGGCCCUAUCCUGAUCCAGAGGAUGAGAUCGAUGAUGAAAUGAUUCAAUGUGUUGUUUGUGAAGACUGGUACCACUCCAGGCAUCUUGGCACGCUAGCCCCUGUCGAAUACGAAGAAAUGAUUUGUGAUGCCUGUAUGCAGAACCUCGACUUUCUCCGUUGGUAUAAAAGCAUUUCAGUAAAAAGCCAAGAUAAAUCCCCACAGAAAAAGGAGGUUUCUGAAGAGAAGCCGAAGUUAAUCAAUGACAAAGACAGUAAUCAAGACCAAGGCCCGUCCGAAGAAAAGCCUGCAGAUAAUGAAAGUUCUGUUGCAACAUCCACAAACGCCGAGGUCGCUGAAGCAUCACAGAAAGAGACUGAUGCUGGACCAUCACAUAAUGAUUCUUGCAAGCUACAGUCACUCAAAACAGGAAACGAAGGAAUAGAUGAAAACGCAGUUCUGAAAGCCACGUUCUGGCCAAGCCAAUGGAGAAAGCUGUUGUGUAGAUGCAGUGAAUGCCAGAAUCUUUACAAUUCCAAAGGAGUUUCCUUCAUUACCAACGAAGACGACACUGUACGAGUAUACGAAGAUAAAGGAAGAAAAAUGCAAGGGAACAACUCAUCGUUUGAUAAAGGAAUGCAAGCCCUUAACAGUAUGGAUCGUAUUAAUCAAGUGGAAAUCUUAACCGAAUACAAUGAUAUGAAAAACCAGCUUCAUGAUUUUUUCAAAUCAUUCGUGGGCGAAGGAAAGGUUGUCACUAAGAAAGAUGUGGAAGGGUUUUUUGAAGGAAUGACAGCGCGGAAGAAGAGGCGAAUGGAAGAAGGUCCAGGUUUGCAGAUGCAUUGUAAGUAGAAAUAGAGAAAGACUUAUUAAAGUGUACUGGGUUUUUUAAUACGAGAGCUGAAGACCGACUGCAUCUUUUUAAAGUACGCAAGUCCACAAUAUUAAAUCAGUUCUUUGGAAAAAAUGCGAUAUAGGCUUGGCUGAACUGAUGCUUCCAAAGGGAAGUAACAUCUUUUGUUAUUACCAAGUGUUUGGUUGUCGCAAAUCAAACAGCGUCUUCGUAUGAUAAUUUUUGAAGAGCAGAAAACUAUGAACAGUUGAAAAAUCUGUAGUAGUUAAGUUUGACUUGGAGCCAACAUUAAUUUUGCAAAAAAAUAAAAAUUAUAUAAAAUUGAUAAUGAGUUAAAAAUAUUUAAAGAUUUCCGUUAAAAA
Messenger RNA from Rhopilema esculentum, 4444 nucleotides. RefSeq names its product putative E3 ubiquitin-protein ligase UBR7. The record is from RefSeq and is a predicted model, not a curated record. Lineage: Eukaryota; Metazoa; Cnidaria; Scyphozoa; Rhizostomeae; Rhizostomatidae. Gene Ontology annotation, cellular component: cytoplasm. Gene Ontology annotation, molecular function: zinc ion binding; ubiquitin protein ligase activity.